AUGGGGCCACAAGUGCCCGGUGUAGCCCUACCCAUGAACAGAGCCAAAAACCGAACUCUCCUCCAGCCACCCAUCUCUUUGAAAGUGACCGGGUCCCUUAUCCCAAGAAGGAUGUCAAGGCCAAAGGGAAGGGGACCGGUCAUUCUUCUUCUCAGAAAAGGAAGAGUUCCCACAAGACUUCCAGGGGGGAGGAGGAAGAAGGUCAGGCUAUCAGAUCUAGAAGGGGAGUCCAUUGAAGUGACAUUUUUAUCCUUGGCCCAGAAACUCAGCAAGGUUGGAGUUCUAUCCGAAGAAGUUGGCCGGUCACUCCUGGAGUCCAAGGACCAGGUCUCCGAACUUACCCUCCUUCUUGAUUCUGCCAAGUUGGAGAUCAAUGACCGGGCCGAGAGGGAGAAGAGACUUGAAGAGGAGCUGAAGGAAGAGAGGGCCAGGCUAGACGAGGAAAGAGCCAAGCUGGUGGAGGAGAAGAGAAAGGUGGCUGAGCUAGAGGAAGCUUUGGGACAGGCUGAAGAAUCUGCCCGGGCAAAGGAGCAGUCUUUUCCUGAUGAUGCUGCAACUUGGGCCGCUUGCCAUCACACCGAAGUUGCCCGAUCUGUUCUCACCAAGCCGGAGGAUACCAUGGAUUUUUUCAAGACCAUGUACAAAGAACCGGAGGGCAUGAGGAUGAUAACUGAGAUCGGGUCAUACGGCUUCCAGUGUGGCCAGAAGGAUGAGAGGUCCCUUCUCUAUGCCAGGCUCCAGAAAAGGGACCCUUCGUUUGACCCGGCCAAGAUGAAGCUUCCUCCUUUGUACAAGGAAGAGCCAGCCCCCCCCCCCCUUUCCCUUUGCAGUAGGUUAAGGUAGAUAAUGAAAACACUCUGAAUUU
Cuscuta campestris is the source of this 865-nucleotide messenger RNA. The record is from the annotation of a GenBank genome assembly. NCBI's taxonomy places the organism in Eukaryota, Viridiplantae, Streptophyta, Magnoliopsida, Solanales, Convolvulaceae.